Messenger RNA from Nycticebus coucang (slow loris), 854 nucleotides. Its product is annotated as succinate dehydrogenase assembly factor 4, mitochondrial-like. The transcript has a single exon. The record is from RefSeq and is a predicted model, not a curated record. NCBI's taxonomy places the organism in Eukaryota, Metazoa, Chordata, Mammalia, Primates, Lorisidae. The coding region runs from base 4 to 324 and encodes 106 amino acids. Gene Ontology annotation, cellular component: mitochondrion. Gene Ontology annotation, biological process: mitochondrial respiratory chain complex II assembly.
GCCAUGUCCUCAUCGAGUCUCCCGGGGUUGCUUAGCCGCGCCUUGGCCACGGCACGGACAAGAUCACCCCUUCUAUUUCAUUCUUUGAGGAAAACAAGUUCUUCUCCAGGAGAAAAGUCGGAACUCAUCAAACAAUCACUGAAGAAGCCAAAGUUACCAGAAGGUCGUUUUGAUGCACCCGAAGAUUCCCACUUUGAGAAGGAACCACUAGAAAAAUUUCCAGAUGAUAUUAAUCCAGUUACCAAAGAAAAAGGUGGACCCAGGGGCCCAGAACCUACACGAUACGGAGAUUGGGAACGAAAGGGCCGUUGUAUUGAUUUUUAAGUCAUGUAUUCUUUAAUUGAAGUAUGAUUAUUAUUAUUAUUUUAUUAAAUCAUAGCUGUGUACAUUAAUGCAGUCGUAGGGUACAAUGUGCUGGUUUUAUAUACAAUUUGGAAUAUUUUCAUCAAACUGUUUAACGUAGCCUUCCUGGCAUUUUCUUAGUUACUGUGUUGAGACAUUUGUAUUCUACAUUUGCUAAGUUUCGCAUGUACCCUUGUAAGAUGCACCCUAGGUGUGGUCCCACCAAUUACCCUCCCUCCACCCAUCCUUCCCUUACCCUGACCUUCCCUUUCCCCUUACAUUUAGUCAUGUAAUUUCCAUAAUGUGUUUAAAAAUAUAUCUGAUGGCUUUAGAUAAAAAUAUGCUGCCAUAAAUUAGGAAAGGGUAAAUAUUUUUACAUUAGCACCUAGUAUCUUUAAAUUUAUUGCAGCAUGUAAAGAUGAUUCAAGCUGUAAACUUUUACUUCAUUGUUUUUUUUCAGUUUAAUCAGUUUCUUGUAAAAGGUACAUGUAAAUAAAAUAUUUUUAAAUGAU